AUGAAACUUUUAAUAUCCGUACUAUUGUUGGGCUGCUUUUACGCUAGCACCACAGCACAAGACAUUAAGAAGAUUGAGCAACUACUGCAGCAGCAGACGCAGGAUCUUAAUGAGACGAAUCGUUUAAUGGAGCAUAUUAAUUCCACCAAUAAACAGAUCGUGGUCGACUUAGCGCAACAGCGAGUCUGGUUAAGCUCCAUACAAAAUGUUGAGCAACUGAUGGCUAAGCAGAAUCUAUUUCUCGAUGCGCAAUCUGUGGUUAUUAAGGAAGCACUAAACAACAUUACUAAACGUGGUGGAGAAUAUACAGAGCGCUUGCUUAAAGAAUUGGCCAACUUGGCGCGUCUGCAGCUCUCAACAAAGCUACAGAUUAGUAACUUGGAGCAAAAGCUAGAUGCUUAUCAAAACAACAUGGUUAGAAAUGCACGUAACAUUGACAACAACAUACUCGAUCUGACCAAACUGAUCUCACGCGCUGUGCUGCCCCAACUUAAUGGUCUUCAAUGCUCCUUCGACAGCUUGGAAACAUCUCAUAUAAACAUUGAAGUGGAGCUUAAGAGUUUGGCUCGCAUUAAGGAACUAAGCGAGAACUCAAGCAGCAAACUAAACACUUUGGGCCAGCAGUUAUCCAGCUUAAAUCGCACUCAAGAGGCACGUCUAUCCGCUCUAACUGGCGCUGUUAACCAACUAAAGCCCAUUAAUACAUGGCAAAUGGAGAAUGCGCUGCGUGAGCUUAUUCUUUCCCAAAAACGUGUUGAGAUCGACUUGGAGUCAUGCGGCAAGCAUUCUACACCGUAUGUUGUUCAUCAAAGACCCACUGUUUAUUCACAGUCAUAUACUAUUGAGGAAGCCGCUCCAGCGCAUACACCACAACCAAGCAAGCCCGAUCUAGUGCAGGUUUGGACUGUCAAGGAGCCAAAUCGUCCAAGAGCACCUCAGCAAACUAGUGCCUAUGCAGAUUCUCCCAAGCCAAAGCCACAACCUGGCAGACCGAGCAAUCCCGGACACAAUCAUUAUCACAGUUUAAAGUCCGGCACCGCAGCUGCUCAUGCUGUCUCCUGGCAGGAACGUCUGCCCUGGGAAGCUGCUGCUCAGUACCAGUCUGUUCCGGCACCAACUUACAAGCCUUACAAAAGACCUUCGCCAACACAGAAACCUUGCACCAUAAAUUCAGCUUCUUCUUCAUAUGGACCACUUCUGUCGCCCCCACCUUCUUAUGCUCAAUCGAUUCCGAGCCAGGGACAACAGUCCUGGUAUGUCGCGUCGACUUACUAAUAAGUGGAAGAAAACAAUAACAAA
Messenger RNA from Drosophila busckii, 1299 nucleotides. RefSeq lists its product as uncharacterized. The coding region runs from base 1 to 1275 and encodes 424 amino acids. NCBI's taxonomy places the organism in Eukaryota, Metazoa, Arthropoda, Insecta, Diptera, Drosophilidae. The record is from RefSeq and is a predicted model, not a curated record. The transcript is spliced from 2 exons.